AUGGAUAUUUACAGGAUUUUACCAAAAUCCCGUAAACGAGUGAAGCGCGUCCGCGACAGCAGCGAAGACGACGAAGAAAAAUCAACAAGAAAGCAAAUCAGAAACAUUUGGGGAAGAGACUCCCUUGCUGAAACCACAAAACAAGCUGAAGCCGAAGAGAAAGAACGAAAAGCUCGCAUCGCCGAAAAACAGAAAAAGUACAAUCUAGUGUAUGAAGGCAACUCCCAGAAAAACGCCACAGUUGACAAAGUAGUGUUAGAUUUUGACGAAAAGAACAACGUAGAAUUGUUGAAAGUUGAUGAUCAAUUGGUAACUAAACUGAAGCCGCAUCAAGCCAGCGGUGUACAGUUUAUGUGGGAUGCAUGUUUUGAGUCGCUGGAACGUGCAAAAUCCACUACGGGCUCCGGAUGCAUUUUGGCCCAUUGCAUGGGUUUAGGAAAAACUUUACAGGUCAUUACAUUAGCUCAUACUUUGUUAAUCAACAAUGAAGAGACAAAAGUGAAGAAAGUUUUAGUUGUUAGCCCUUUAAAUACCGUAUUAAAUUGGGUUAACGAAUUCAAACAGUGGUUGCCCGACAAUGACGACUUUGAAAUAUUUGAGCUGGUAUCGUUCAAACAAAAUUAUGAACGACUGUAUCAAAUCAAAACGUGGCACAAUUGUGGGGGAGUAUUGAUUAUAGGAUAUGAUAUGUUUAGGAACUUGAGCAAUCCAGACAACAAACGGUUGAACAAGAAGAUGAGAAGUGCGUUUCAGGAAGCGUUGGUUGAUCCAGGUCCUGAUUUGGUGAUCUGCGACGAGGGUCAUCUCUUAAAGAACGAAAAAACAAAUCUGAGCAUCGCUGUGAAUCGUAUAAAAACGUUAAGAAGAAUUGUAUUAACAGGCACCCCUUUACAAAAUAAUCUCAAAGAGUAUUUUUGCAUGGUGCAGUUUAUUAAGCCAAAUCUCGUGGGAACAUACAAGGAGUACGUAAAUUGUUUCGUAAAUCCGAUUACUAAUGGUCAGUAUACAGAUUCGACGCCUCAAGACUUACAAAUUAUGAGAAAAAGAUCUCACGUUCUUCACAAAAUGCUGGACGGUGUAGUACAAAGAAGAGACGACUCUGUUUUGGAACCAUAUUUGCCUCCUAAGUUUGAAUACGUUAUAUUCUUAAAACUCUCUGAAACUCAGAUUAAGUUAUAUCAACAUUACAUGAAUCAUUUUGCUAAAAGAAACAUCGACGGGUCAAAUCGGACGUCAUUUUUAUUUGUAGAUUUUCAAGCCUUACAGAGGAUAUGUGCUUAUCCACGAGUGCUUCUAGAUAAGAGUAUUGAGAUGAAGUUGGCCAAGGAAAGAAGGGACGAUUCCGAGGAAUCAGAAGGUUCUUUAAAAGAUUUUAUAAACGAUGAAGACGAAGACUCUACGUCUUCGUCAUCAAACUCUGGCUCGGAUAGUGAGAACGAAGGAAAAAGGAGACAAAUCCUCGUAAGCGCCUAAUAAGAGCUGCUGCGGCUUUAGGAAACUGGAAAACCCUUUGAGACGAACGUUCCUGAUAAAUUUGACAAGGCACUCUAGUAACGACUACCUUCAGGAGAAACAAUUGUUUCAACAAAUCGUACCUCUCACAGCAAAUAAAUAUACAAUAAUAACAAAC
Molecule: messenger RNA, 1630 nt
Organism: Zophobas morio
Lineage: Eukaryota; Metazoa; Arthropoda; Insecta; Coleoptera; Tenebrionidae
Product: transcriptional regulator ATRX homolog
Exons: 6
Coding region: 1-1473 (490 amino acids)
Cellular component (GO): nucleus
Molecular function (GO): ATP-dependent chromatin remodeler activity; ATP hydrolysis activity; ATP binding
Source: RefSeq, a predicted model, not a curated record